UUUUGAUUUGGCCUUGAACUGUUCUUAUUUUAUUAUCAAUAAAUUAACUUGCAGAACUGUAAGGUUAUAAAAUAAGCGCAAACAAACACAUUAUUUAUAAAAUAGAGGAAGUUAUUGUAUUGAAAUGGUAUCAACAACAGAAACUAUUACAGGAUUUUAGAAUAUACAUGUACCAAUUAAGGAUAACAUAAGAAGACAAUAAAAGGUCAAACUCUAUAUUAUAAUCCAGGAACUUAGUGAAGCCUGAAUUCUCAAGAUGAAGCUAAGUCCUAGGGAGAUUGAAGGCCUGUUGAUACAUCAGACAGGAUGCCUUGCACAGAAAAGGUUGGCCAGAGGCAUAAAAUUGAACCAUCCUGAGGCAGUGGCUCUCAUCUCAAGUCAGUUACUGGAGUUUGUCCGGGAUGGUACCAAUACUGUUGCUGACCUCAUGCAGAAAGGACGUGAAUUAUUAGGCCAGAGACAAGUUCUACCUGGUGUUGCAGACAUGAUUCCAGAUGUUCAAAUAGAGGCAACAUUCCAUGAUGGUACAAAGUUGGUGACUGUACAUAAACCUAUCUGCCGGGAAGAUGGUAACUUGGAGCUGGCCUUAUAUGGAAGCUUUCUUCCAGUUCCAAAUGUAACUAUAUUUGCUAAUAAGAAAGAGGAAAAACUAACAAAAGUGGACACAUCUUUGGAUGUAACACCAGGAGAGCUAGUGCCAGCUAAUGCAGGGCCCAUUGAGAUAAACAAAGACAGAGAAAGAGUUCAACUUGUUGUGACAUCAAUGUGUGAUAGACCGAUACAGAUAGGAAGCCAUUACAAUUUUAUAGAAACAAACAAAUAUCUAAGGUUUGAUAGGGCAGCCUCCUAUGGAAUGCGACUGAACAUUGCUGCUGGUACAGCUUUACGGUUUGAGCCAGGUGAAAGUAAAAUUGUUGAAUUGGUGGCCAUAGGGGGUAAGAAGGUUAUACGUGGUGGCAAUGGAUUAUGUGAUGGUGCUGUGGACCCUGAUCAGCUUGAGAAGAUCAUGAUGAAAGUAAAGGAACAAGGAUUUGGUAAUGAGGAAAAUGAUAGCACUGCUCAACAGAGUAAGGUAGUUGCACCUGAAGCCGACUGUUGCACCAUUUCUAGGUUCAAUUACUCCCACACAUAUGGUCCCACUGUUGGAGAUAAGUUGCGACUCGGAGAUACAACUCUAUUUAUUGAAGUGGAGAAAGAUUUCACAGUAUAUGGCGAUGAGUGCAAGUUUGGAGGUGGAAAGGUGUUAAGAGAGGGCAUGGGCCAGGCUGCAGGAGUGUGCAGCAAUGUAGCUUUAGACACUGUUAUAACAAACGCUCUCAUAGUUGAUGCUGCUACUGGUAUUGUAAAAGCUGACAUUGGAAUUAAGGAUGGUAUGAUAGUUGAUAUAGGGAAAGCAGGAAAUCCUGAUGUAAUGGACAAUGUCAGUGAGAAACUGGUGGUUGGUGUGGGAACUGAAGUGAUAGCUGGUGAGGGUUUGAUUGUAACUGCCGGUGCCCUAGAUGCCCAUGUCCACUUUAUAUGCCCCCAGUUGGCUAAAGAGGCUAUAGCUGCAGGGAUCACUACAAUAUUUGGAGGGGGCACGGGUCCUGCUACAGGGUCAAAUGCAACUACAUGUACUCCUGGUCCUAAUCAUAUCAAGGCUAUGAUCCAAAGUACAGAUGCAUUCCCACUGAACUUUGGUUUCACUGGUAAAGGGAACACUUCAAAUAGUUCUGGCAAGUGUGAUGAACUGGAAGAGCAGAUUAAAGCUGGUGCUAUAGGAUUAAAACUGCAUGAAGACUGGGGGUCUACUCCUGCAGCUGUAGACACGUGUCUCAAUGUAGCUGAUAAACUUGAUGUACAGGUUAUGAUCCACACUGACACCCUCAAUGAAUCCUCCUGUGUGGAACAAACAGUCGAGGCAUUCAAGGGCCGCACCAUCCACACAUAUCAUUCUGAGGGAGCAGGCGGGGGCCAUGCCCCAGAUAUUAUCAAGGUGUGUGGGGUGAAUAAUGUUCUGCCAUCUUCAACCAAUCCAACUAGACCAUAUACAAAAAACACCAUAGAUGAACAUCUUGAUAUGUUAAUGGUCUGCCACCACUUGGACAAGAACUUGAAAGAAGAUGUAGCAUUUGCUGAGUCUAGGAUUCGUUCUGAGACAAUUGCUGCUGAGGAUAUUUUACACGACAUGGGAGCAAUCAGUAUCAUCGCAUCUGACUCCCAGGCCAUGGGUCGUAUAGGUGAAGUUAUAACAAGAACGUGGCAGACUGCAGAUAAAAUGAAGAACUUUAGGGGCAGACUAGCAGAGGAAAAGGGUGAAAAUGAUAACAUCAGAGUUCGCAGAUAUGUGGCCAAGUAUACGAUCAACCCUGCAAUAAGUAAUGGAAUGGGACAUCUCAUUGGUUCCGUGGAGGUAGGCAAGCUUGCAGACCUCGUCUUAUGGAAUCCUGCUUUCUUUGGUGCCAAGCCAGAGAUCAUAGUGAAGGGGGGAUACAUAGCUUGGGCACAGAUGGGAAUGCCGAAUGCCUCGAUUCCAACCCCACAACCUGUGAAACAGCGGAAGAUGUUUGGAGCCUAUGGAAAGUCCAUUGGAGGACACUCUGUUAUCUUUACAUCAAAACUUGGUAAAGAAUCAAACACUGUUGCCUCUUAUGGAAUAUCCAAAAGAAUUGAGGCUGUACGAAACUGCCGCCAACUAACGAAGAAAGAUAUGAUCAUGAAUGAUUAUCUCCCCACACUUUCAGUUGAUCCACAGUCAUACCGUGUGAACAUUAAGCAUGAUGGUGAUAAGGAAGAUGAACAUUUGACAUGCCCACCAGCUAACAGACUGGCUCUUACACAGAGAUAUUUCCUUUUCUAACAUAAUGAAUGACACAUAGAGACUUGAGAUUCAUAUACAAUACAGUAAACAUGGCUGGAAUACUGAACACAUAAUUAGAGGACCUGUUAUACAUUGGUUAUACAUAUGAUCCACUCUACAUGUGUGCAACUGAUGCAAACAGUUGGAGAUCACUUAUGAGCACUUGACAAUGAAAGCCCAAACACUAAAACCAUGUAUAUUUGACUAAAAUACUCAAAACAGAUAAUAAUGUACUGUUUCAAAGGAUGCUUAGAUCAUAUACAGGGUGUGAUUUAAGUUAGGGGAAAUAAAUUACUGUUCCAUAAUUCAGUUCUGCCAGUAUGUCAAACAUCCUGACAGUGUACCCUAAAUACAUAGGGGAAAGAUAUUGAACAAUUUUACACGCUUUCGCAAUACAAAGUAUAAACCUUUUUUGCAAUUUGUAUUUACAUGUAAGACUUUAAUAGAAAGUCACCAUAGAAAUGUUUCAUAAAUGAAAUGUUUUUGCAUUGUAUGAUAGUGAUAUGCUCAAAUCACAUUCCAGAUUUAUUUCUCGGCAAGGCCAUAAAAUUGGUACAUGUCCAGAUGAAAGUAACUGAUAAUGGCUUGUUUUUCCCAACAGUUACUUACUUCAUUGUUUUAAUAGCUUCGUAUAUCUUGCUUUUGUAUCUACAUCCCCAUAAAAAUACAACUACACUCAGAAAAAUAGAGGAAUCAGAAAAGAAUGCCAUGAGAUUAGUUAUAAAGAAUGCUUCUAUACACCCC
Owenia fusiformis is the source of this 3583-nucleotide messenger RNA. The record is from the annotation of a GenBank genome assembly. NCBI's taxonomy places the organism in Eukaryota, Metazoa, Annelida, Polychaeta, Sabellida, Oweniidae.